Messenger RNA from Corvus hawaiiensis (hawaiian crow), 3782 nucleotides. It is a transcript of the gene CHST3, whose product is annotated as carbohydrate sulfotransferase 3. The coding region runs from base 962 to 2731 and encodes 589 amino acids. Lineage: Eukaryota; Metazoa; Chordata; Aves; Passeriformes; Corvidae. The record is from RefSeq and is a predicted model, not a curated record. The transcript is spliced from 3 exons. Gene Ontology annotation, biological process: carbohydrate metabolic process; N-acetylglucosamine metabolic process. Gene Ontology annotation, cellular component: Golgi membrane. Gene Ontology annotation, molecular function: N-acetylglucosamine 6-O-sulfotransferase activity; chondroitin 6-sulfotransferase activity.
ACAAACACAGACACGCAGACACACAGACACACACAGAGACAGAUAUACACAGAGACAGACACACAGACACACGUGCUGGGGAUCUCGUUGCGGCUUGCUGAAAGCGGGAGCUGGGGUACCACAGUGAGAGGGCUCUGGGGCUGCCAGGGCUCUCCAGAGUCCCUGCAUCCUACUAAAUCCUGAGUUUCCUGGGCGCGUGGGUGUGGAUGUCUCAUUUUAGAACGUUUUGCUGGAAAGGAGAUGGCUGGAAGCCAAGCCUUGGGAGCUGAGUGGUUUGCUGAAACCGGGAAAUUCGUGGUCCUCGCUCAGAGAGGACUGGGAACCUGACAGGCUGGGGUGCUGCCCUCGCCACAGGGCACAUCCCACCCCUCCUGCCCAUGCGGGAGGGGCAUACAGCGAGCAACACUAAAAAAUGCAUAUUUUGGCCGAGCACGAUGCGGAAGAGGUUGGGACGUGACACAAUGUCUGGCAGGGCUUCCCCACUCCACGCUCUGCUGAGGGCUGCAGAUAUCAAGGCUUGGCCAGGGCAUCUCCCCUCUGGCCCCUCAAAGGAUGGGGCCCCUCAAAGGAUGGGGCUCUGCCUGGCUCCCCUCCUUCACCCCAAAAGCAGGGGUGGGACGGGCUGCCGGGGUUGCACUGGUGGAGCCAAGCCAAAGCUAAAUAGACUUUCCCUGAGUCACCGAAAGUCUGGCCAAGAAAGCGGGACGAGCAAACGGCAUCACUCACGCGGCCAGCCGGGCACCAGGCACGCGAACCAGCGGGCAGGUAGCAGGUGCCAGCAAGGCCUAAGGGUGUAAAUCUGCACACUGGGGACCUGCCCCAGAGCCGGAAACAGCAGCUCUGGCCCCCAAAAUCUCCAUCUGGGAUGUGGGUUUGGUGCAACUCAGAGCGGUUUCCACCAACAUCCCGAUUCAAGCGCUGAAGGAAAGACUGGGGGGCGGGUCUUUUCUGCUGGGCGGGGAUGCCAAGUCUCCUGGUUUUGUAUCCCACACCAAGCAGCUGCAUCAUUUGGGUUUUUUUUCUUUUUUGGCAAAAACCUUCCGCGGAGCAUUCUACUACCCGAGGGGGACUGGCAGCAGCAGCGUUCUCCAGCCUGCUGUCUUUCCUGAAAACUCUCUGGGUUUCAUUUUCGAGGCUCAGCAGCUGUUGUUGCCAUGCUGGGGGAAGGCGGAAGCUGCUCAGCCCCACACUGGGGCCCUACAGCGGAGCCUCCAGCCCUCCCCUUUCCAGAGGCUGGGAGCCACAAUGCACCAAAGAUCAGGAUGAUCCAGGGUCUCCCUCACUGCCAGCAGCAGGCAGGGCUGGCAAGGCCCUAGCCCAAGACACUUUCCCGGGGUGCAAGAAGGACCUGUGUGCGUUCCCCAUGGAGAUACGAUGCGCUUUACCCCAGGAUAUCCGGGAGUUGCUGCACUGCUUGAAGAUGAGGAGUAAGUACGCCGUCCUGCUAGUGUUCGUCAUCAGCCUCGUCAUCAUCGAGAAGGAGAACAACUUCAUCUCCAGGGUUUCAGACAAGCUGAAGCAGACCCCGCAGGCACUGGCAGAGGCCAACAGCACAGAGGUCAGCCCAACACCGGCCGAGAACGGCUCCCUGGCCUCACUGCAGGAGCUGGAUGCUGCCUUCUCCCAGCUGAGGUCCCACCUGUACAACAUCACCCUACAGCUGGCAGGUGACGGGGACCCCGGGCCACGGAGACAUGUUCUGCUGAUGGCUACCACCCGCACUGGCUCCUCUUUCGUUGGGGAGUUCUUCAACCAGCAAGGCAGCAUCUUCUACCUCUUCGAGCCCCUCUGGCACGUCGAGAAGACAGUGACCUUCCUGCCGGGAGGGGCCAGUGCGGUGGGCUCAGCCCUGGUUUACCGAGAUGUCCUCAAGCAGCUCCUCCUCUGUGACCUCUACAUUUUAGAGAACUUCAUCUCACCAGCCCCCGAGGGCCACCUGACUCCCUUCUUGUUUCGGCGGGGCUCCAGCCACUCACUCUGCGAGGAGCCUGUCUGCACGCCCAGCACCAAGAAGGUCUUCGAGAAGUAUUACUGCAAGAACCGCCGCUGCGGCCCCCUCAACAUCACGCUGGCGGCCGAGGCGUGCCGGCGCAAGCAGCACGUGGCCCUCAAGACGGUGCGCAUCCGGCAGCUGGAGUUCCUGCAGCCUCUAGUGGAGGACCCUCGGCUGGACCUGCGCAUCAUCCAGCUGGUGCGGGACCCCCGCGCCGUCCUGGCCUCACGCAUGGUGGCCUUCUCCGGCAAGUACGAGACCUGGAAGAAGUGGGCAUCUGAAGGGGAGGCUCCCCUGCGUGAGGAGGAGGUGCAGCGGCUGCGGGGCAACUGCGAGAGCAUCCGGGUGUCGGCGGAGCUGGGGCUGCGGCGGCCGGGCUGGCUGAGGGGCCGCUACAUGCUGGUGCGCUACGAGGACGUGGCGCGGGCACCGCUGCAGAAGGCGCGGGAGAUGUACCGCUUCGCCGGGCUGCCCCUCACCCCGCAGGUGGAGGAGUGGAUCGGCAAAAACACGCAGGCGCCCCGCGACAGCAACGGCGUCUACUCCACGUGCAAGAACUCCUCGGAGCAGUUCGACAAGUGGCGGUUCAGCAUGCCCUUCAAGCUGGCGCAGGUGGUGCAGGACGCCUGCGCCCCAGCCAUGCAGCUCUUCGGCUACAAGCUGGCCAGCAGCCCCACGGCGCUGGCCAACCGCUCCUUCAGCCUGCUGGAGGAGGCACAGCCCGCCUGGGUCACGUAACGGCGCGGGGGGAUGGCGGCGGGGCGGAACGAGGGGCUGCGGCCGUGCUCCCGGCCGGUCCGGAGACGACCUGGGGGUCCCUGCUCCCGAAAAGGCUUCUCGCUGCUGCCAGAUGGCAGCCCCGGGAGCCGGAGCAUCCUGGCAGAGCUGGCCGCAGGAUCCUGCAGAGCCUCAAUUACACAAUUUUUCCGGGAAUGGGGAAGUGGUAAGGGUGAGGGGCGGUGGGGUCGGCAGCAGGGCCACCUCCCCAGCUCGGGAGCUGCAUUGAGGAAGAAGAGGGUGAGGCCAAGCAGACGGGAACAGAACCAAGCACCUCUGCCUUGCUACCCCCAUGCCAGCUGGGAUGGGGCAAGGACAAAAUCCCUGUGGUGUCAGCAAGCACCCAGACUCCAGAAACCUUACUGGUUUAGUGCCUUCAUACACCAGCACAGACUGGAAACUGCCCACAGAGCCCUGGAUGGCACUUGGGCUGCAACAAAAUGAGGUGACUUUAUGGUUUGGUGCUCUUCAAACUUGGUUUUGGAGGUUUGGGGUUUUUUUCCUUUUUUCCUGUGUAUUUGCAUACCGGGUGAAUUUAUUUAUUUAUGAUGUGAAAAGGAGGGGAAGGCUGGUCAAGGAGCUAAGCCCAAAAAUCAGAGCAGCACAACAUAGCACAAAGGGAGACACCCAGGAGAGAGGUCACAUUUUGGCGGGAGACAACCACGUGUCCUUCUGUAUGAGUUCUGGAGAACCCGCAGGGACUGACGGGCUGUAACACCCCCAGCUCCCCGUGCAACAGCGACUGCGAACUUCAGCAGUGCUGAAGGACAGUCAGACAUUCGAUUAAAAACAAAACCACCAGCACAGAGUCCAAAGCACCUCCUGUCUUUUAGUAUUGGUGGGUGUCCUCUGCCUGGGGGGAGCCCCAGAAAUACGUGCCAACAGCACUCGUGAGUGACCAAACCUGGUAGAGGCCCAGGGAGUUUCAGGCUGUUUGUCAUGUGCAGACAUUGACCCAGUGCCGAGCUGCCCCCUCUAAUUCGUAUUUCGUUAAUUAAAAUGCCUAUUUUUA